AGGACCCUGGACAGGCAUGCAUGCGUGAGAUCGCUCGCGAAUACCGACACAGUUUCACAACUUUGGGCCGAUUGACGUAUGACUCGAGGAGCAAUGUGAAGCGCUGUCUAACAUUCCGUGCUGCGUUCCUAUCUGUUUGACAUUGUGAAAGGGGUGGAUGUGCGACAAGGGGCUGCUUUGAACCGAGCACCAAGCAUUUGCUAGACUGCAUGUGGCAUUCAAGAUCCCGAGCCAAGCCCGCCGAAGGUGUUCACCUGCAACCAUGUAGCGAUUUCUCCUGUUAGUACUCGCUGUCCUUUGCAAGCACCUUCUGCUUUCUUCUUUCCUUUCUUCCCUCCGUUGUGCACUUCCCCAAUGGCAGCGACGACAUAGCACCUUCUUUUGCGGACCGCUCACUCUCUCAGCGGCUGUCUUCCACGGAGCCCACGCGACUGGGCCGACUGAACCAGGCGCCCACCAUGUUCCGUCUCCGUAGAUACCGCGUCUUCGUCGCUUUCACCGUCAUCGCCGUCCUGGCGCUAUAUAAAUUCGGGAGCUCAAAUCCAUCGUGGAGAGAUCAAGCUGCGGGCUUCGCACCGGGCCACCGCGACAAUGCAGACCCCCAAGUGAAGUGGGAGCCGAAACCGCAGGUUGCGAAUGGGCCGAAGCAGUUCGGGGUGGAAGUAUCUGCUGCGAAGAACCCUCAGACCAAGGAGACCCCGCCGCCAAUUGCUUCGGUAGCGCGACCUGUCGAGAAGACAUCUACUACCGCGCCUGGCAAGAAGUCAAUACCUGUAGGCGUAGGAGUCGGGCAUGGCGCACAUGUAGAAGCGACACCCACACCGCGUGCCGAUGAAGCUGUGGCACAGGCUGUGCUGGGCGACCUACUCUCAUCCAGCGUGGAACCUAUACAUUGGAUCAAGACCAAGGAACAAUAUCCCGUGCCGACGGAGUCGAUCAUCGCGCUGCCCACCGCAAAGCCGAAGCCUAUACCCAAGAUACAAGCUGUUUUCAAGAAAGAGACGGAUGCAGAGAAGGUCGACCGCGAGGCAAAGCUGGGGACGAUCAAGGAUGUGUUCAAGCGCUCAUGGUCUGGGUACAAGGAGUUUGCAUGGCUGCACGACGAGGUUAUGCCUGUGACCGGAUCGAAGAAAGAUCCCUUUGCGGGCUGGGGAGCGACGCUUGUAGAUGCUCUCGAUACGCUGUGGAUAAUGGGACUGAAGGACGAAUUUGAGGCGGCUGUAAAGGCCGUCGAGAAGAUUGAUUUCACGACCACCACUCGUGUCGAUAUCCCCCUCUUCGAGACCACUAUUCGCUACCUCGGAGGUUUCCUUGCAGCUUACGACAUGGCUGGCAAGACGCAUGAGAUCUUGCUCACCAAAGCAAAGGAGCUGGCCGAGAUCCUGAUGGCCGCCUUCGACACUCCGAAUAGGAUGCCUCAGACGUACUAUUACUGGCAACCUGGCUUAUCUUCCGGCUCUCCCCUUGCGAGCAACCGCGUCGUUCUUGCUGAGAUUGGUUCCCUGGCCAUGGAGUUCACUUACCUAGCACAACUCACUGGCGAGGAUCGAUUUUAUGAUGCAAUUGCUCGCAUUACAGACAAUUUGGAAGGAUACCAAAAUCACACGAGGCUCCCUGGUAUGUGGCCGACGUACUUCGAUGCGUCGGGGUGUCUUCCGCAUAAUUACAACACCGCUCCCAAUAAGCCCCUUCAAAAACCGAUAACUGCAGGAGACCCGGGAUGGGAAGAAGCGCUCAAGAACGGCGCGUAUCUGAAGGCUGACCCAAGCCAGCCGUUGGUCAUGCCGGCUGAAGAUGAUUCAGCAACUACUGGUGACGAGGAGCUCUCGCCUAGUGGUAAGAAAUAUAUUCCAUUGGAGAAACCCCCGCCUCUAGAGAUCGUGCCCAAUGGGCCGAAUCCAUCGUGGAAGCCCCCGCCCGAGGAGGCAUUCAUCUGGCCUGGUGACACCAAGGCUGCUCCUAAAAAGCGUCAGCUUGACGCUGCGGGAUUCCCAUCCGAUCCAGAAGCUACACCAUUCAAACCCACCUGCGACAACCCCGGCUUUGGCCCGUCAUCUAGCGGAGGAAGAGAAGAGUUCACGCUCGGUGGGAUGUCGGAUUCCACGUACGAAUACCUUCCGAAACAAUAUCUGCUCCUGGGCGGCCAAGUCGAAAAAUACCGUACCAUGUACGAAGUAUCUGCAGAGGUCAUGAAGAAGCAUCUCAUAUUCCGGCCUAUGCUGCCAAACGAGGAUGAUAUUCUUUUCUCUGGUAAGCGGUACGUUUCGGGAGCAGAGCCAGGUGAGACUCCCGCCACCGAACUCGAGCCCGAAUACGCACAUUUGACCUGCUUCGCGGGAGGUAUGUUUGGUAUGAGCGCCAAGAUCUUUGACAGGCCGAAGGACCUCGAGAUCGCUGCCAAGCUGACAGAGGGCUGUGUGUGGUCCUACAAUAUGACCGCAACGGGUAUCAUGCCGGAAGCGUUCGAGGGUGUGGCUUGUGGGAGUCAAAAGGACUGCCCGUGGAACCAGACGCUCUACUAUGAGACUUUGGACCCCGCGCAUGAGAACAGGGCGAGUCAAUACGAGCAGGCCAUGAUCAACUACGAGAUCAGGGUCAAGAGCGCAAGCCUGUGGUACGAGUCGGCGAUGCAGGCGUAUACGGAAUCUCCUACGCCAACGCCUGUCCCCGUGAAGGCUGGCAUCGCGCUCUCCGCGGCAGAGCCAACGGCGGCUGCUGGCAGCGUGCUGGACAAGCGACAGCUUACAGAUCUCGAAUACGCCGCACCACCAUCGCAAAACGGGAGCUUGAACGUCGGCCGCGAAUCUGCAGAAGAUGCCGACAGUGCAGACUCUCCCACCAAAGUCCAGCUCCAAGUCGAAGAAGCUGAAGAGCCCAUCCCCACCAGGGUCAUGCCCACCUUCCCCGCCAUUUACUCGCCGUCCGUCCCUCUCAGCCACGAAGACUACGUCAACACCCGCCUCGAAGAAGAGCGCCUCCCGCUCGGCGUCACUAGGAUCAAGGCCCGGGAGUACAUCCUCCGCCCCGAAGCCAUCGAAUCAGUCUGGUACAUGUACCGCAUCACCGGCGACCCAUCCUGGCGCGCCGCCGGUUGGCGCAUGUUCGAAGCCAUCGACAAGCACACCAAGACGGCACACGGCAACUCAGCUAUCGACGAUGUCACCAAAACGAGCCCGAACCUCAACGACUCGAUGGAGAGCUUCUGGCUUGCGGAGACGCUGAAGUAUUUUUAUCUGCUGUUUAGCGAGCCGGGGGUCGUGAGUUUAGACGAGUGGGUGCUUAAUACCGAGGCGCAUCCGUUUAGGAGGCCGGCCUGAGAGGAGGGUCUGGGCGUGUGUAGAUAUUAUGCUUCUUUCUUUGAUGUGGCUGUGCCACAAUUGUUCCUGUUAUGUGGGUCUGGCGCUUGGGUGUCUUGAGCUGUAGGAAAAGAGGGUUGCCUCAGCUGUCGUUUGGGAUCUAGCCUGGUGUUUCUGGUGUUGGCCUGCUUGGCCGAGGAACUGAAAUGGUUGCUCUGGUGAUUUGUUACGCAGCUUCAAUAUGGCGCGUAAAGAGAGCGAUAGCAUUACUAUGGAGUUUUUGCUAAGUU
Messenger RNA from Paraphaeosphaeria sporulosa, 3586 nucleotides. Its product is annotated as seven-hairpin glycosidase. Gene Ontology annotation, molecular function: calcium ion binding; mannosyl-oligosaccharide 1,2-alpha-mannosidase activity. Gene Ontology annotation, cellular component: Golgi membrane; endoplasmic reticulum. NCBI's taxonomy places the organism in Eukaryota, Fungi, Ascomycota, Dothideomycetes, Pleosporales, Didymosphaeriaceae. The transcript is spliced from 3 exons. The record is from RefSeq and is a predicted model, not a curated record. Bases 459 to 3317 code for a protein of 952 amino acids. Gene Ontology annotation, biological process: N-glycan processing; carbohydrate metabolic process.